Rosa chinensis is the source of this 3246-nucleotide messenger RNA. RefSeq names its product LRR receptor-like serine/threonine-protein kinase EFR. Bases 1 to 3021 code for a protein of 1006 amino acids. The transcript has 6 exons. Gene Ontology annotation, molecular function: protein kinase activity; protein binding; ATP binding. Gene Ontology annotation, biological process: protein phosphorylation. The record is from RefSeq and is a predicted model, not a curated record. Lineage: Eukaryota; Viridiplantae; Streptophyta; Magnoliopsida; Rosales; Rosaceae.
AUGGACUUCAGCAAUAACAGUUUCCAUGGUAUAUUGCCUAAGGAAUUGGCUUGCUUGCGUCGGUUGAAGUUUAUCAGCUUGGGAAACAACAAGUUCGUGAGUGUCAUUCCGUCAUGGUAUGAACUAAAACUAUCUGUCACCAACAAGUUCAUGGGAGUCAUUCCAUCAUGGUAUGAACUAAAACUAUCUGUCACCAACAAGUUCAUGGGAGUCAUUCCAUCAUGGUUUGGCUCCUUAUUCAAACUUCAAGUAUUCAGUUUGUUUGGUAAUCAAUUUUCAGGUUCCAUACCAGCUACAAUCUUCAACUUAUCUGCUCUGCAAAUAAUUGAUCUGAGUUAUAACCAACUCUCAGAAAUUCCAAAUGCGAUUGGCACUUUGAAUCAUCUGGAAGAAUUGUUUGUUCAAAACAAUGCCUUAAAAGGGCCUAUCCCUAUGACUAUCUUCAACAUGUCAUCUUUGACUAUUGUAGCUUUCCAUGAAAACAACUUGAGUGGUAGACUUCCUGACAAUAUUUGUCAAAAUCUUUCGAAUAUUCAAGAGUUGUAUUUGGAUGAAAAUCAGUUUAAUGGUCCACUUCCAUCCAAGUUAUGGCAAUGCAAACAACUUCUUACUUUAAACUUGGCGGCUAACAGCUUGACAGGUUCCAUACCAUAUGAGAUUGGUUAUCUUCCAAAUUUAGAGAUAUUGGGGCUCGGUGAGAAUAAUCUAAAUGGCCAUAUCCCAUCCUCAAUCUUCAAUAUCUCCACAAUAACAGUAUUAGAUCUGGGAGGUAAUCAGCUUUCAGGUAGUCUCCCAACAGACAUAGGCCUUGCGUUUCCAAAACUAGACCUGUUUUAUGCAGGAGCGAAUCACCUCAGUGGAGUAAUCCCUAAAUCCAUCUCCAAUGCUUCUGAGCUUCGGUUUCUAUACCUGGGAGGUAACUCUUUUUCUGGAUAUAUUCCAACCACUCUGUGCCUCUUGACAAACCUUAAAGAGCUCAGAUUGUACGAGAAUAAUUUGACCAUUGAUACCUCUACUCCAGAACUUAAUAUUUUUUCUUGUCUGCCAAAUCUUAGAAAUUUGGGGUAUUUAUCCUUCCAAGACAAUCCAUUAAAUGCGAAGCUUUCGAUUUCCUUCAGUAAUUUCUCUGCAUCACUUCAAAAUCUUUAUUUAGGAAAUUGCAGAUUCAGAGGUAACAUCCCCAGUGAUAUUGGGAAUUUGAGUAGCUUGAUACUUUUAGCCCUCAGCCACAAUCAAUUGAGCGGGCCAAUUCCAAGCUCAAUGGGAAGACUGCAUAAUCUUCAAGGUUUGUAUAUGCAUGAUAACACAUUGCAAGGACACAUUCCAGAUGAGCUUUGUAAACUAGAAGACUUAUUUGAAUUGGACUUGGGUGGGAAUCAACUCUCUGGUUCUGUACCUUCCUGCUUGGGUAAUCUAACAGCAUCUCUAGGAAAUCUAUACUUGAAGUCCAAUUUGUUGAAUUCCACAAUACCAUCUACCUUGUGGGGACUUACAGAUAUCUUGCAACUAGACUUGUCAUCCAAUUCUCUAAUUGGACCUCUAUCAGAUGCUGUUGGUAAUUUGAAAGUUGCUGUAUACAUAAAUGUAUCAUACAACCAAUUAUCUGGGACCGUACCAAGUAGCAUUGGGAGUUUAGUGAGUUUGGUCAAUCUCUCCUUAGCACAUAACAAUCUAGAAGGCCCUAUUCCUAGUUCCUUUGCUACCUGCUUAAGCUUAGAACUGUUGGAUUUAUCUCGAAAUAGUUUCACUGGAGUGAUUCCAAAGUCUCUAGAAGCACUCUCAUAUCUCAAGCAUCUGAAUUUGUCUUUCAACAAACUCCAAGGAGAAAUUCCAAGUGGCGGUCCUUUCAAAAACUUCUCUGUUGAAUCAUUUAUUUCCAACCGUGGACUCUGUGGUGCAUCCCAAUUUGAAGUUCCACCAUGCAAGAGAAAAACUAGUAUGUCUAUCUUGAAAUAUGUUAUUCCGGGGAUCUUGUCAGCAAUGCUUCUAGCGACCUCCAUAUUUUGGAUGCUGAUGUUACGCAGAAAAAAGAAUGUGAAAGCUGCAACACACACUAUCUUGGCACCUCAAGUUCUCUGGAGAAGAGUUUCAUACCAAGAGCUCCUAUGUGCGACAGAUGGAUUCAAUGAAAAUAACUUACUUGGUACUGGUGGUUUUGGCUCAGUAUAUAAAGGAACAUUGUCAGAUGGGAUAGAGGUUGCGAUAAAGGCUUUCAAUUUGGAGUUAGAAGGGGCAUUUACAAGUUUUGAGGUUGAAUGUGAAGUGCUAAGUAAUGUUCGUCACCGAAAUCUUGUCAAAGUCAUCAGUUGCUGCAGUCAAAUUGAUUUCAAAGGUCUUGUAUUGAAUUACAUGCCUAAUGGGAGCCUUGAGAAGUGGUUUUAUUCUCAGAAUUCUUCUUUCCACAUAAUGCAAAGGUUGGAUAUAAUGAUAGAUGUUGCAUCGGCAUUAGAGUACCUUCAUCAUGGUUAUGAAGUACCUAUUGUCCAUUGUGAUUUGAAGCCAAGCAACAUCCUACUAGAUGAUGAUAUGGUUGCACAUGUUGCUGAUUUUGGUAUUGCGAGACUUCUGGGUGGAGGAGAUUCUAUGACUCAAACCAUGACCUUGGCCACAAUUGGGUAUAUGGCUCCAGAGUAUGGAAUGCAAGGAAUAGUGACCAGAAGAGGUGAUGUGUAUAGUUUUGGUAUUGUAGUGAUGGAAACAUUCACAAGAAGGAAGCCAACCGAUGAGAUCUUCGCUGGGGAAAUGAGACUAAAUCAAUGGGUCGCAAAUUUCCUAGUUGCAGAUGCGAUAGUUGAAGUUGUGGAUGCUAGUUUACUUGGAAGCGAGGAGGCUCAUGACUUCGUGAGCAAGAGGGACUGCUUAUCAUCCAUUAUGAGAUUAGCUGUUGCUUGUUCGGCAGAAUCACCGGAAGAGAGGAUAAACAUGCAAGAGGCUGUAGCCAUGCUUAAAACAAUCAAGAUCAAGUUUUCAAAGGACUCUGCUGCAAGAGGUGUGGUGGUGAACCAUCGUCCUGUUUCGUAACCCCUUAACUAAUGUGUCGAUAUAUCUUGGCAUGGCAUUUGAUUCCGUACGUAAUUAUGUAAUUGUUUGGCAAUGUGGUUCUGACUCAAGUUUGGUUGGUAAUUCACUCUGCUACUCUGUAUUCAAAAAUAACUUCCAUCUAGCUCUUUCCACUUUGUAGUUUCUGUGUUUUUCUGCUUUGAGGCUAGCUGCUUAAAUAAACCGAAGCAUUACUAUUUUCUCAAA